AUGGGCCAAGGCGCAUCAAAGAUCUUCGGUAAACUCUUUAGCAAAAAGGAGGUUAGGAUCCUUAUGGUCGGGCUGGACGCUGCCGGGAAAACGACCAUUCUUUACAAACUCAUGCUCGGCGAGGUCGUGACCACCGUUCCCACAAUCGGGUUCAAUGUUGAGACUGUGGAGUAUAAAAACAUUAACUUCACAGUCUGGGACGUUGGAGGCCAGGAUUCGAUCCGACCCCUUUGGCGCCACUACUAUCAGAACACCGAUGCACUCAUUUACGUCAUAGAUUCGGCAGACCUUGAGCCCAAGAGAAUUGAGGACGCGAGGAACGAGCUCCACACUCUACUCGGUGAGGACGAGCUUCGCGACGCGGCACUCCUUGUAUUCGCGAACAAGCAAGACCUUCCCAAAGCAAUGUCUACGACAGAUCUGACAGAGAAGCUGGGCCUCCAAGAACUCAAGAAGCGCGACUGGUACAUCCAGCCGACCUGUGCUCGAUCCGGCGACGGACUCUACCAAGGGCUUGAUUGGCUUAGUGACUACAUCUUCGACAAGAAGAACAAGAAGAAGGGGAAGAAGAGAUAA
Messenger RNA from Giardia duodenalis, 576 nucleotides. Its product is annotated as ADP-ribosylation factor 1. The record is from RefSeq and is a predicted model, not a curated record. The transcript has a single exon. NCBI's taxonomy places the organism in Eukaryota, Fornicata, Diplomonadida, Hexamitidae. Gene Ontology annotation, molecular function: GTPase activity; GTP binding. Bases 1 to 576 code for a protein of 191 amino acids. Gene Ontology annotation, cellular component: cytoplasm. Gene Ontology annotation, biological process: intracellular protein transport; vesicle-mediated transport.